Molecule: messenger RNA, 885 nt
Organism: Talaromyces proteolyticus
Lineage: Eukaryota; Fungi; Ascomycota; Eurotiomycetes; Eurotiales; Trichocomaceae
Product: gpr1-like plasma membrane protein
Exons: 5
Coding region: 1-885 (294 amino acids)
Cellular component (GO): plasma membrane
Molecular function (GO): acetate transmembrane transporter activity
Source: RefSeq, a predicted model, not a curated record
AUGAGAGACGAAUUUCUCAUCAAGGAUGAGUCAUCCCGACUUGAAAACACCAUAACGCGGGACGAGAGUAAGGGAGCAGGCAUGCACGGGUUGACUUCUGUACCCAGCAUUGCUCUUCCCCCUGAAAUCUUUGAAAAGCUUUACCUUUCACCCCAAAACAAGGUGAAAGGUGAGCUGCGUCGCACCUUUGGGAAUCCCACUCCACUGCAAGCAUUGACAAACCACAGGGGUCUAGUAGGGUUUUGUAUUGCCCUUACUCCACUCUCCUGUGACCUUAUGGGGUGGAGAGGCUCAGGUGGAGGCGGUGCAGCUGACGUGGGCGCAUACUAUUGGUUUGGAGGCCUGCUCCAGAUACUCGCCUGCGUGCUGGAAUUCUUUAUUGGGAAUACCUUCACUUUUGUCGUUUUCGGCUCAUUUGGGGCUUUCUUUUUGUCUUUCGCAACUACUCUCGUGCCCUUCUACAACGCUGCCGGUGCAUAUACUACUGCCCAGAUGGAUGGCGCAGAUAGUCCUCAAUACCACGCAAGCUUUGGGUUUUUCCCGUUGUUCAUGGGUCUCCUAUGCGUUUUUUACCUCAUUUGUGCCCUCCGCACCAAUAUCAUCUUCGUCAUAAUUUUCCUUGCCCUCGUCAUCUCCCUGGGUCUAUUAACAGCCGUGCACUGGCAGGCUGCAAUAGGCAGUGCUCUGCUCGCCGCGCGUUUACAAAAGGCAGCUGGCGCAGCGGCCUUUGUGACAACUAUAUUGGGAUGGUAUCUCUUGCUUUCACAACUUCUAGCGUCGGUAGACUUUGCAUUUCAGCUUCCUGUUGGAGAUCUCAGCACCUUGUUCAGGGGUAGAAGUGAGAAGGCCCAGGCGGGGAACUACCAGGAAGGGAACCAGGUCUAA